This is a messenger RNA of Siniperca chuatsi (mandarin fish), 2052 nucleotides long. RefSeq names its product ankyrin repeat and SOCS box protein 13-like. The coding region runs from base 97 to 966 and encodes 289 amino acids. Lineage: Eukaryota; Metazoa; Chordata; Actinopteri; Centrarchiformes; Sinipercidae. The record is from RefSeq and is a predicted model, not a curated record. Gene Ontology annotation, molecular function: protein binding. Gene Ontology annotation, biological process: intracellular signal transduction; positive regulation of protein catabolic process; protein ubiquitination. The transcript is spliced from 6 exons.
CGUUAGUAGUGCAGCCCUUUCAGUCUUUUGCUUUAAAAUGAACCACAUGUUCGGCUGAAUCUACGUGGUGUACGCAGAAGAAAACGGUAACAUGAAAUGGAGAUCACUCGGGCCAGACCGUCCUUGUAUGGAGAAAUCGCUCAUGGUCUUGGAUUCUGGACAGACCGGUCGGCAGUGCAUGAGGCUGCUGCACAGGGCAGGGCCCUCCAGCUGCAGCAGCUGAUUGAGGGAGGUGCAGCAGUUAACAUUGUGGCAGUUGACUCCAUCACCCCCCUGCAUGAGGCGUGUAUACAGGGACAGACCCAAUGCGUCAGACUGCUGCUGGACGCUGGUGCACAGGUGGAUGCUCGUAACAUUGAUGGCAGCACUCCGCUGUGUGAUGCCUGUGCAGCCGGUAGCCUGGAAUGUGUCAAGCUGCUGCUGGAGUAUGGUGCAACAGUUAAUCCUCCACUGUUUACUUUCUCACCUCUUCAUGAGGCUUGCAUGGGAGGUAAUUCAGAUUGUGUUCAGCUCAUGAUUGAUCAAGGUGCUUUCAUGGAGGCUCAUGACUGCCACUAUGGGACACCGCUUCAUGUCGCCUGUGCAAGGCAACAUUAUGACUGCGCCAAAGUUCUCCUCAAUGCAGGGGCAAAUGUAAAUGCUGCCAAGCUACAUGAGACGGCACUUCAUCAUGCAGCCAAAACAAAGAACGUUGACUUGAUUGACCUCCUUGUGGAGUUUGGGGGGAAUGUGUACGCCAGGGAUAACCUGAACAAAAAACCCAUCCACUACACCAGUGUGAAAUCUCCCUCUUAUCUCUGCCUUGAGUUCUAUGAGAAGACCCCCCUCAGUCUACAGCAGAUCAGCAGAGUGGCUGUGAGAGGGACUCUUGGCACAAGAGCACGUGAAGUUGUUUCCAAACUGGACUUGCCCAGUCGCAUCAUAAGUUUUCUUUCUUAUAUGCCACCUCCAGCUAUUGAAAUUUAAUUACCUAUGGGGAACUUAAGAUGCAUCUAUUAGAGGGUUAAAUCUAGACCAGAUAUAUCUGCUGGCUCUGUUCUCUGUCUGGGAAGUCAUAUGACAGGAUGUGGAAGUUUGCAGAAGUGCAGCUCAGAUGAAAUGUCUUAACACUGCCAGACUAGUAGGGUGCAGAGAGAUGUCAUAACUUAAAUAACCAGACUGUUUACCCAAGCAAAUUAAAAAGGGCUUAAUUUGCUCAUUAACUUAAAGCUGCAUUAACAGAUUUUUUGACCAUUUGGGAAAAGAAAAAGACAGCCUUAAAAAAGGCACCAUCAGCUUAUCAAGAUGUUAUGGCUAACUUGUUGGCAAACAGCUGCCUAAUGACACAUCCAGCAGAUACAGAGCAACAGGAGCAUCCCAAUGGAGUCAUGUUUAUGGCCACCAAAUGAAUGUUAAGUUCAAUAUUUAAUUGCUUUUACCUCUAGCUUGGUCCACCAACUCACCAUAGGGAAAAUAUCUUUACUCACCACUCAUUUACUUAAACUAUGCUGUUUCAUACUCGGCAGGUAGUGCACAGUUAGUUUGUCAUGUUUGUCUUUAGCUUGUUUGCAAGAGAAAUGGCUGCUCCUGGUGGUUAAGAGAGGUGAAACUCAACCUUACAGUCUGUGUGAAGGCCAAAAGGCCACACCCAUGGUAAACCCACACAGGUGCUAUUAAUUAUUUUGGCUGAUCUGAUCAGAUUAAUUUCCAGAGGCUUUGGCAACACUACCGACCAUUUCACAUGACUUGGAGUCAUUUGAAUCAGUGUCAAUAUCAAAAGUAUUGUUUAAUGGAGCUUGAAAUAUAUAAAUCUGAACUUGUCUUGCUCAUCAUGACCAAGUAAGUGUGAAUGUAAAUGUGAUUUCAUCAUAGGUCCUGUAAUACCUUUACUGAACCCAGAGGGAACAUGUAGUUGUAUGUGUAUGUUGAUUACUACGAUUAUAUCACUGUAUGUAUUUGUAUAUGUACUGUAACUAUUUAUUUUUAAUGUAAAUUUGUAAAUAAUACAGAUUGUUCUACCUCUAUUCAAUUUGUGUAAAUAAAUAGACCACUACCGGACUAUUUUAAAAACAA